CGCCCCUUCUCCCUUUUCAUUCAUCGUAUUCCACCCUUGUUAAGGCUACCCACUCAGAACUAAUUUUCUUCCUCUCAUACAUGAUACACAUGUCCGACACUCCCCCCAUCCUUGAAUUGCUUUGAUUCCUUGAUUUUCUCUCAGGCAUCUCUCUUAUUAAUUUUUUCCCUUAAUCAUCUUCCCACCGUUCACUCAGUUAUUAAUUUCUGUUUAAAUGAUGAUUUGAUUUACAGAUUUCAUACAAAUUUCAAUUGAGGCUCGAUCAUAAGUCAUAACCAGUAGAGGUGAUGCUUUGCUCUCUUGGUAGAGGCUCUAUCCGUUGUUCGACACUCUAGUCCGGGUUUUUAAUCAACCGGCAAUUUGUUGUCUCCUAUCAACCUCACCUGGUGAUAUAUCUCAGCGAUUGAACAUAUAAUUAUUUUCAUCGGGAUCAGAUUGUCUUUCAAAAGAAAGCAUGAGUGAUUCGGAACAGAGCCAUAAGAUGUGUCACCACCUGCAUGAGAAAUUUUCAGAUUCAACUGUUCUCUUCGGCAGCCUGGAUGAAAGUUUGUUAUAUGAAAUCCUUGCUAGGCUCCCCAGCAGAAGUGCCAUGCAGUUGAAAUUGGUUUGCAGGCGCUGGCAUUCUCUGAUCUCUUCUGCCUAUUUUAUUACUUUUUACAAUCACCGCCGUCACGACACAUCCCUCCCGCUGAUUCGGGAUCGUGAUUCGCCAUCAUAUAGCCUUGUACUCCAAUUGGCACAUCAGACGUCUCUCAUUCGUUGUGGCUACACCUAUGGUUGUGCCAGAUCGUACAAUCACAGGAUGCUUGAUUUAAGUUUUCUUCCUUGUUCUCAGAGCAGCGGCAACAUAAUUGAACUGAACGCUUCAUGUGCGGACUUAAUUCUUUGUUCUUAUAAGCGACGCCCGUUGUCCCGAACCAAACUUUACUAUGUUUGUAAUAUUCUAACUGAGCAGUGGGUUGCACUUCCUCCCGCCUUCCACUUCACAGACCAAGCCAUUGGCUUCCUAUGGAUUAACAUUCUUGCACCAUGUUCCCUUUGCCAUUGCAAUGGUAGUAGUCAAUGUGUACCGAACUCCCGCCACAAAUUUAUGGUGGUGCAAAUCAUUGCACAUGAGCACAAUUUGCCCCUUUCUGAGUUUGAAGUUCAUCUCUUUUCGUCUGAGGAUGCCCAGUGGAGAAGAUUGACAGUUUUAUCCCCACGAACCUUGAAUGUAUCUCGACCAAAAAAUUAUUCCGGGGAUUUUCUAGGAAAGUCGUAUGAUGUUCUUGUUCCAUACAAAGGUAUGCUGCAUUGGCUGACUUCUGAUUGUGUUGUAGUGUACGACCCUUAUGAUUGUCCGGAAGGAUUUUCUCAUCUCAUUGAUUUGCCCCUAGAAUCGGAUUCCCAGUACACUUGUAGCAGCAUUGCAGUGUGCCAGGAUCGUCUUUGUGUAGGGCUAUUUUACUCCGCCCAAGGUUCAUAUGAUAUAUGGGAGCUUGAGGACUAUGAGGAAGGGAAGUGGACUUUGGUGCACAAGAUUUGCACUAGAAACAUGAAUCUUGACCCUAAUCAUUUGUUCCCGGAUAAAUGCAUACUAUAUAUCCAUCCUGACGGAAAUGUUUUCUAUAAGGAUGAAAAGAACUCUUCUAUACGGGUAUGCAAUUUUCGAAGUGGAACCAUAGAUCACUUAUAUGAGUUAAUCGACUGUGAAUCCAAGGAAUUGGAUUUAGAGCGAAGGAAUGUCCUUCAAAUUUCUGAUCAGGACUGGCCAACGCCAGUACCGUUGUUACUGCAGAAUGUGUAGCCUUUUACAUUCAAUUUGUUUUGUUACGCAUUAGGUGCCUAGAAGGUUGUUCACCUCUUUUUAGCUCAUUAUAAUUAUAAUGUAAUUGUGUUAUGAUAUUCUUGUCUUCUUGUCAUCAAUUCAUACCAAAUUUGCAAUGUUAGAUGCUACAAUCAGUCCCCAUGACUAGAAGCAUUUUUAAAGAAAUCACUCAGUUUAGUACUCU
Messenger RNA from Cuscuta epithymum, 1991 nucleotides. The record is from the annotation of a GenBank genome assembly. Lineage: Eukaryota; Viridiplantae; Streptophyta; Magnoliopsida; Solanales; Convolvulaceae.